This is a messenger RNA of Camelina sativa (false flax), 1205 nucleotides long. The record is from RefSeq and is a predicted model, not a curated record. Lineage: Eukaryota; Viridiplantae; Streptophyta; Magnoliopsida; Brassicales; Brassicaceae.
ACGAGGAGGACCUUAAUCAAUAUCCAAGGAAAACCAUUGCGUUGUUGUUGGAUUCUGUUGAGGUUUGUAUCUACUUUACAAAAUGUGUUUAUCAUUCCCAACAAAAUUUAACCCAUAGUUUUUAUUUAAUAAAUAUUUUACUGUUUCAAGGUUGGCAAAAUAAGAAUAAUGUGCACUAUCUAUGCAAUUGACACUGACUGGGCAUGAUAUUACUUUAGUUGCCGUAACUGCAACAAGAAAGUUAACCACAUCCAUGCAGCUGUCAAUGCUGUCAAUGGAGUUACCAAGAAACCCAAAUUUUGGUGUGACAAAUGCAAGACCGUUGUCACAAAUGUCAUUGCUAGGUUAGUUAUUUUACAUUUCUAAAAUGAAUUUACUUUCAGGACAGAAAGAACUAAAUAUAUUUUGCAGGUACAUGAUUUAUGUGAAAGUCAUGGACAAUACUGGAGAAACAAAAUUCCUUUUGUUUGAUAGCAUCGCUUCUGAAAUCAUUGGAGAGUCUGCACCGAGUAUUCUUGGUGGCUCAUUUGAUGAGGUAUUAUCGCUACUAUAAAACCUUCUUUCAUGUAUCUUAUGUCUUUUUUUACUAACUAUAUUUUAUACAACCAACAUAUUGCAGAUCCUGAAUCUAUUCCAGAACCAAUCAAGAACUUGGUUGGCAAGACAUUUGCAUUCCUGGUAUGUGUGGAGCGAGAAAACAUUUGGGAUGGAAAGGAUUCUUACAGGGUAACCAAAUUACUCUCUAAAGAUGGACUACUGGCCGAACAAGUCACUGAAGAUUCAGCUGACAUUGUCAACUCAGCUUCGAUUGGAUCUGGUGAUCAGGUUCCACUUGCAUUAACUUAUAGUGGAAGUACUGAUUCAAGUACACCCUCAUCAAAGCGUGUUUAUGCAUGUAAUGUUGAUGGAAGUGAACAAGGAUCUUCUUCCAAAAAGGUCUGUGUCAAACCCAUGGAGAAUCCUGAAGACAUAUUUAAUCGUGAUACUGCUACCCUUACCUUUCAAGAAAACAACGUGAAAGAGGGUACUACUGAGGACGUGGAGAAUGAUGUGGGAAAGAAGUGUGUUGGUGAGAAGAUCAAUGAGACGGAGGUGGAUUUGAAGAAAAUGAAAGGAGUUAACAUCAAGGUUGAGAAGUAGGAGUGAUCCGAAGUUGUGUUUUCUAAUAGUUGUUGUCAGUUUUCGUUUGGAGUGACUUUCUCCUU